GAAAUGAAUAUGGGCGAUAGUGAAAUGAUUGUAUUUAAAGUUAGAAGCGUUUUUACAAACUGUCAAUGAAUAUAGAUGUCGCCGCUCAUCACAUGUCUAUGAAAACGUUUGGACAUAAUCUAUCAAAGACAAAGUUGUCAAUGUGCGCAGUUGUCAAACAAAUGUAAAUAUUAUAAACAAAUGUUUGGUUCAAGGUUUUUGUUAGCCCGGUUCAAAAAAAUAUGAAAAUGCGAUGGAAAUACAGACGAAGAGUCAUAAAGAAUGGCGGAAAAAUGCGAAGAAAUUUCAACGCAAAAGACGACGACGCUUGGCUGCGAUAAAACGUGAUGAAGCUCUAAAACAAAAUGAAGAGUCACCAACGUAUCAAACAAAAUUGGCUGAAGAACAUGCAUUGGAAUUGAUUCAAUUGCAAAAUAUUGAACGAAUAAAUGAGAUUGAACACGAGAAAUGGAUGAAGUCUGAAUGGCGAAUAGAAAAAGAGUGGCAGAUACAAAAAAGUAAACUAGAAGAGCAGGCCAGAAGAAAGGAAGAAGAACGACAGCGAAUACAAGCGGAAUUCGAAGCGGAACAAAAGCAAAUCGCAGAAGCCAAACAGGAGAAGGAGCAACGUAUUGAAGAAGAAAAACAACGACAAAUUGAUUUAGAAAUGAGAAUCCAAGCGUAUGUUGAGGGCGUAGGUGAUCAACCACCAGAAUUGCUAGUCAAUGCUGAAACGAAUCCAGGGAAAGAGCCGUGCCAAUAUUUCGCGAAGAUGGCAUCGUGUCGUUUCGGUAACAACUGCAUCUGGAACCACCAAAGAUCAAACAUAAGCAAAGUGUUGCACAUACAAUCAUUCUUCAGCAAUAUUCAUUUGGAGCAGAGCACAACCACCGAAUAUGGCAACGAUUUGACACUUGAAUAUGACGAGACUGAGCUCAAUGAGAAUUUUAGAGAAUUUUUCAUUGAUGUCGUCCAAGAGUUUGAGCAUUUUGGUUGUAUCAGAUAUUUUGUAGUGUCCACCAAUUACAAUCCACAUCUUCGAGGUCAAGUUUUUGUUGAAUAUACUUCAGAAAGAAAUGCCUUAAAGGCUCAGCGCAAAAUGAAUGGCAGAUAUUAUGCGGGCCGAAUGUUGAAUGUUGAAUUUUGUACGGUUUUAUGGGAGAAAGCCGUUUGUGGUUCAUGGUUGAAGGAUAGAUGUGUGAGAGGCCAAAAUUGUGGCUUUUAUCACAUUUUCAAGAAUCCUGAUGGUCGAUAUUCCAUCGAGGAAACGCUUUUGGAGCACAAGAAUGCAUUGAAAAGUCAACGGAAUGGAUCUGUUCGCAACGAAGAAAAAGACAAUUGGAACAACGGUGGUGAACACAGUAAGGCGAAUUGGAGAUGGUCUGAGAGCCCAAUCAGAGAAGUCAUUGUCAAAAACGUGACUCAACUCAAAACAGAACAGCGUCGAAGUCGAGCUAGGAGUCGCAGUAGAUCUUCAUCGCGUCAUAAGGGGAGGAAAAGAUCGAAACAUCGCGAUCGGAGUCGAAGUCAUUCAAAGAAAAGAAGCCGAAGAUAUUCUCGAAGUAGAGACAGGGAUGAAGAUAGACAAAGGGAUAGGGAUAGAAAUAGUAGACAUAAAAGUAAAAAGGAAAGGCGAAAAGACUGAAACUAUUUGCUGAAUGCUUGAAUUAUAAGAAAAAUAAUUCUUAGUAUUAAAAAUUAAAUAUUAUAUUUCAAAUCUCUUGAACGAUGGGUUUUCUCUGUUCAAGUGAGCAUCUCCGGUCCACGAUUCCUGUUUAUGUGGGUGAUUUCAUCUUUUUCCGCUUUUUUCUAUUGUUCCUUAUGUCAGAAAUGAUUGUGACCACCUAUUCUGUGUUUGUCCCAUCUCAAUUGAAUUUUCAAGUGAUUUGUUUCGAAUUUCUCAGGAAAGAAUUGUUUUCCAGCAGUCCCAUACACGAGUUAGUUGUAUGAAUUCUGCAGAUUCUAUUUUCUGUGGAGUCACUGUUUCUUGUUUGGUAUGAGAUUUGCUCGCCAUUUGCUAUAAAAUUGCACAAGGGUGCGAGAGGAAUAAAAAAUAGCCUUUAUGGCUAUCGUUUCAAGCA
This is a messenger RNA of Sitodiplosis mosellana (orange wheat blossom midge), 2060 nucleotides long. Its product is annotated as U2 small nuclear ribonucleoprotein auxiliary factor 35 kDa subunit-related protein 2. Gene Ontology annotation, molecular function: metal ion binding; pre-mRNA 3'-splice site binding. The record is from RefSeq and is a predicted model, not a curated record. Lineage: Eukaryota; Metazoa; Arthropoda; Insecta; Diptera; Cecidomyiidae. Gene Ontology annotation, cellular component: spliceosomal complex; U2AF complex. The coding region runs from base 233 to 1624 and encodes 463 amino acids. The transcript has 6 exons. Gene Ontology annotation, biological process: mRNA splicing, via spliceosome.